GCAGUCCCCUCUUCAUUUGGCUCAUGUUCACAGGAAAUAGCCUUACCUAGAUGGGAGAACACAUGAAAGAGCAUUGCUCCUGCUUCCUCUGCAUGCAGGUUACAUGUCAGGACAUGUGCCUCGUGACAGGUUAAGAGGGCACAUUUUGGGGAAGGGAAACUUUCUGACAGCUCAUCCCUAGAAGGCAGGCAGGUAAUUAUACUCCCAGUGGGCUCCAUCCUCACCAGGAGAAGGCAGCGCCUGACUUGGGUCACGAUUUGGUAAUUUACAGCAGAAAAAACCUCCAGCAAAAAGAGCAGUGGAAAGAGUAGUGCUGGACUGUCCCAAAGGGUGACGCAAAGUCUGUCAUUCAAAAUAAGCACAGGAGAUGGUCCCCACUUCAAUCAGCUGAUAUUUGGCAGCUCUGAGUGUGACAAGCGAAAGUAACAAAGAGACCAGCCAAAGGUAUCCCAAGGGACAGGCCUCCUUCUGCCAGGAGAGAAGCCUGAGUGUCCAGGAAAUGCCCUCUGGAGGCAUUUUCUGGACUACAGGUUUCCAGGAAUGCAAAAGGGGAAGUUGCUCUCAAACACUUCUCCAUUUUCUCCCUCCUGUGCUUUGCACAACAUCCCAUGGCUUUAAAACCAGCAGGGAAAAGUGAAAAGGGAAAUGCAUGUUCUCUCUCCAAUCCCUUACGCUAUCCACCUGUCCUACAUCCGUUCCUAUUCAUUGCUUCUUUACAGAAAAGGGAUUUCAGGAACAUUAGCAGAUGCGAGAGAGGGAGGGAGCCAGCCCUGUAAACUCUGAGAUGAACAGAGAGGUGAGAGCUUCUACUGGCAAAAGACUGAGUGAAGUCAAGCACUGUCCACCCAAUUCUUCGUUAUUGUUGGAAAGAACAUGUAUCAAGACAUCCACACCUGAAGCUAUGAAAGAUGUAAACACCUCUCCUUUGAAAGGCCCUUACUCAAAACUGAACUGGGAUGCAAUAAAUCAGCCCCCACAUUCACACAGGAAAAAAAAAGAAAAAAAAAAAGAAAAAAAAAAGAAAAAGAAAAGAAAGAAAGAAAGAAAGGAAGGGGAAAUUUAGAUUAGUCACAAAGAAGUUCCCCCGCCUGUUUCUCUGUGCAUAAAGCAAUCUCCUGAAGGCACACUGCCUUCACUUCAGCUCUGCUGCUGGGAGGGAGCUGAGCAGCCCCUGCGGGCUGGCAGCGGGGCUGCCAUGGGCCCGGAGCGCAGCGCCGCGGAGGAGAUGCGCGGCCAGGGGGAACCCGCGGGGGAGGAGUGCAAGCCCUGCCAGGGAGCGCAGGCUGCCAGCGCCCUGCACCUCGUGUCCGCCGUGGCUCAGUGGAUUUUACUGCUUGCCUGCCUCAUUUAUCUGGGCAUGGAUUUUCUGCAGCCCUCAGCGAGCCAGGGUGACAAAGUGCCGUGGACCCACAUCCGGUACACAGGCAAAAGCGUCAAAGGAGUGGCCGUGAACCUCACUGCCGAGCUGGGCCCCAUGCAGAUCAGAAAUGGCUCCAUCCUCAUUCCCUGUGACGGGCUCUACCUCGUGUCCCUCAAGAGUUUCAUCUACCUGGAGGAGGAGGCGUGGCUGAAGCUGACGCUGCGGGGGACACACGAGGCCAGCAGCAGCGCGCUGUGGGAGCAGACUGUGCACAGCGACAGCACCGUGAACCUCACCACGGCGCUCUACCUGUUCCAGCAGGACAGCAUCACGCUCUGGACCAACUCCAACGCCAGCAUCUCGGAUCUGUCCUUCACCCUGGUGUUAAUAAGUGGCAACAAGUGCUAGCUGGAGGAGCUGGCGUGUGAAAAGCAGUGUGGAAAGUACAGCCCUCCCCAGCGAGCUGCAGGUUUUGUACUUGUACAGGCAGACUGCUCUAGAAUCGCUCCCUGGGGCUGUGGAGAGCCUCAGUGGGAGUGCAGAUAAACCACAGUGCAGACAGGCUUCAUCUAGUGCAUGCAGGGUUCACCUCUUUGGAGCUCUGUGCAGCUGAUUUGCUACCCAGGGUGGGUCUUUCCAACACUGGGGAAAGGGAUGCGUGGAGCUCUGGAGAAGAACAGAAAUGAAAGCCAAAAAAAGUCACCCAAGCUUAGCUCAUAUUCAGAGAAACCUGGGGUUUCUCUCUUCACUUGACAGUAUCUGUAUAUUGUAGAAAUGUAUUUUUUCUCAAAUAAAAAGUCCUGUGAAUCAGGAAGAUACCUCAAGGGUGUUAAAGCCACAUGAAGCAGGAGGAGCACGAAUUUGCCCAGCAAGAUGGAAAGCAGGGAAGAGGCAGCAGCAAUGGGAUGUCUUUGGAGUGAGCCAGAUACAGGCUGUCUGAGAGGUAAAGGCCGUGAGAGAAGGUGGUAUUUGGAAAUGAGCCAACAGGACUGCACUGGACAGCAGGAGCACAGGACCUGCACUGACUGUGGAGUGCUGGGGAGCAGCCUUUGAGAGCAGAGCCCCACUGGCUGUUCCAGCUGUCUGCUGACUACUGAAGCCUGACCCCAAGGAAUAUCUGGUGGGACAUUUACAAUAAGGUCUCAGAGGAAAAUCUCCUUCAAGCACAUGCUUGACCCGAAAGUGAUGCAGGCACAUAAAAACGUUGGGUAAAUGUGAAGACUUCUAGAUUUGGUGACCUCUCUCUUCUGGACCAAGAGGGAGCUGCAGGUCUGUGCAUCCUCUCCUCAGGGAGGACUUGGAUGAUUCUCAUGACUGCCCUUGACCUUGUCCUACAGAGGCACUGUGCACACCUGCCUGGCUCCUGCUGGUCACUGCUCCCAGUGACCCUGGGCUGCUCAUCCCUGUUCUCCUUGCAGCUUGGGGCUGCUGGAGACAAGUCCUGCCCUGCCUGUGCUGCAGGCAGCACCUGACCUCAGCACAGCCAGCAGCUGGGGGGUUUUUGGUUGAGGUGAGGCAGAUUUUAAGGGUGAGCUGGCUACGUGUCUCCCAAUGCACUCCAUCAACGUUUCAGCGUGUCACUGCUGCCUGUAUGCUCCAAAGUCUUUUGUUAAAAGUAUUUAUGUAUUUAAACGAUAGGCAUAAGAAUGUUACAUCAGAUUUCACAGAAACACAGGGAAGGGUUCACACCAGGCUGUCAGCACUGAACUCCUGUUUGAAAAUGCUCCCAAUGCCCUGGACUGUUCCUGCUUUUUAGGGAGCCAGAGCUGGACUGACCUGCUCACGGCUGAGCACUCCUGCAGACUCGGGUGCUGUGGGGAGCUAAGGACAUCCUCCAGGCCUUGGGGAGCUUUCCUGGGCUUUAGGCGAAUGAACUUCCCUGCCUGGGCCAGGCCAGAGCCUCCAGGGAAACUGGCUGAAGCAGUUCUCUCAUGCAGUGCCAAGAAGCAGCUUUUCUCCUCUCAAGUGAAGCUGUGGCUGACUUGCACCCACAGGAUGCUCAUCACUGAGGGGUAUUCUGGGCUUUUAACUCUGGCCAGGCUUGUUCUCACAGGGACUGAAGGCAGCUGCCCCCUGCCCCGAGGCUGGGGAUUGUCACACCCCUCAGCAAAAGGGAGAAUCUGUUUCUCUUCCUAGAAAAUAAUAAAUCUUUCCUUUGCAACAUUCGGGCUUGUAGUGUCCCUUGGAGGAGGGGGCUGGGGGAGAAGGAGAUUAGAAGUGACUGGUGAAUUAUACAUUCAGUGUUUGAGCAGACAUUUCUGUGCUAUGAAAACUGUAUGGAAUUUUCACAUGCUUCCUUUUUCUUACAGUUCAGCUUUUGUUUCAGCUCUCCACGAGGGUAUGCAGGGCUGCUGCCUCCCAACAUGUGCUAACACAGGGCAGGCCAUGUCAGUGGUGUGUGCAGGGGUGCACAGCACAGCAGGAAAGAUGGAGCCUAGAGAACACAAAUGGAUUUAUUCUUCAGAAGGCUGCACCCUUUCUUCUUGUUUAGAGCAGGAGAGGGCUUUUCACACACUGAUCCCACUGCACGUGCAGGCUGGACUGACCUACAUCUAUACACAUGUGUGUGCUUGUCUAGAA
This is a messenger RNA of Prinia subflava (tawny-flanked prinia), 3940 nucleotides long. It is a transcript of the gene TNFSF4, whose product is annotated as TNF superfamily member 4. Bases 1196 to 1768 code for a protein of 190 amino acids. Gene Ontology annotation, biological process: inflammatory response; positive regulation of cytokine production; positive regulation of T cell proliferation. The record is from RefSeq and is a predicted model, not a curated record. The transcript has 3 exons. Lineage: Eukaryota; Metazoa; Chordata; Aves; Passeriformes; Cisticolidae. Gene Ontology annotation, molecular function: tumor necrosis factor receptor superfamily binding; cytokine activity.